Messenger RNA from Pelobates cultripes (western spadefoot toad), 441 nucleotides. The record is from the annotation of a GenBank genome assembly. NCBI's taxonomy places the organism in Eukaryota, Metazoa, Chordata, Amphibia, Anura, Pelobatidae.
AUGGCAUCUAGCCACUCUCCUGACUUGACACUACCUAAGGCCUCUGAUGAUAAGCCAAUGGACCCUAGCGGCCGGAAGGCUACAAAAAAGACCCACUUUUUGGGCAAGAACACCUCCAAAACUGUAUUGACGGACAGGUUGCGUCCUGUUACCAUCGAGGACGUGGUGCCCCCACGUAAAAGAGCCACCCGCCGGGCAAAAGCGGUGCGGACAUGGAAGAGGGCUAAAGCCCUGACUGAUUCUGGUUCGCAUUCUUAGGAGGUUUCGGACGAGUCCAAUGUGAUCAGCUCUAUUGACUCAAAGAACUCAUCUCCUGACUGCAGUUUAUCUGCAAAGCCAGUAAUGAAUGACAAGGAGGUUGUGGACGACUCCGCAAUCAUCGACCUGCAGGGGAAACCCCUGUUUGACCACGAUGCACUUUUAAAACCCAAGGUCGGCUGA